CAGCCGCCAGCCCCCUGCUCUGCACUCCAGUUGCCAGCCCCCUGCCCUGCAAUCCUGUCGCCUGGCUCCAGUCCUGUAUUCCCUGUAUUGCCUUUCCUGACCUCCAGUCUCGUCGCCGACCUCCAGAGCAGCCCUGCCUUGGUCGCCAACCACCAGAAGGGUCCUGCUUACGUCGUCUACCUCCAGAGCGGCUCUGCCUGUCUGGUCAUCCUCCUGCCUAUCCUCCAGAGUGGCUUGGCCUGUCUGGUUGUCCUCCAGCCCAUCCUCCAGAGCUGCUCCUCCUGUCUGGUCGUCUUCCUGCCUGUCCUCCAGAGCGGCUGCGGCUGUCUAAUCAUCCUCCUGUAUGGCUCCAUCUGCAUUGCCAACAUCCAGGCCAUCAUCCAGACCUGCUCCCGCCCUUUGUCUCAUUUGGGUCCAAUCCCCAUUGCCCUGCAUAACCCACCAUGACAUGCCCUGAUGUCUCAUCUAGUCCCAUCCUCAGGCAGCUCCACACCCCUACAAACCUCAUCCUCCUCUCACUGGCUGUCUCAGACUUCCUUGUUGGCCUCUGGCUGAUGCCGCUUCAUAUCCCCCUUUUUGGAGGCUGCUGGUUUUUGGGGAGCUUGAUAUGUGGACUAUAUUACUACACCUCUUUUAUCCUUACAUCUGCCUCAGUAGGAAACAUGGUGCUCAUAUCAGUUGACAGAUAUGUGGCCAUUUGUGACCCUUUGUGUUACCCCACCAAAGUCACUCAAAAUAGAGUUAAAAUCUGUGUUUGUCUGUGUUGGGUAUGUUCUGUGUUCUAUAAUGGUGUGAUACAGAUUGAUUUCCUGAAACGUCCAGAUAGAUAUAAUUCCUGCUAUGGAGAGUGUGUAGUUGUAAUUAACUUCAUAACAGGAGCUGUGGAUGUCAUGUUGACCUUUUUUGGCCCCAUUGCUGUCAUCAUAGUUCUGUAUAUGAGAGUAUUCGUGGUGGCUGUGUCUCAGGCUCGAGCCAUGAGGUCUCAAAUUGCAGCUGUUUCACUCCAGGGCUCAGUUAGUGUAACUGCUAUGAAGUCUGAGAGAAAAGCAGCCAGAACUCUUAGUGUUAUUGUGGUUGUAUUUCUAAUAUGCUUCUGUCCUUAUUUUUAUCCCUCUCUUGCGGGCCAGGACACAUCAAACAGUGUGGCAUUUUCAAUUUUUGGGAUCUGGCUACUUUAUUGUAACUCCUGUAUAAAUCCAGUGGUCUAUGCUUUUUUCUACCCCUGGUUUAGGAGAUCUAUUAAACUAAUUGUUACACUUCAAAUACUGCAGCCUGACUCCUGUGAUGCCAACAUAUUGUAAAGAUGUCUGUAAUAUGACUAAAAUGACAGAAAAGUUUGAUGUUGCUACUUCACCAGUCAACUAAGUGCUCAAGGAACAAAGGACAAAAUGUCAAAAAACAGCUUGGCAACACUGACUGACUGAAGAGUCUGCUCUUUAUUAAGCUGAGUUUUAGCACAGAACCUUUGUCGAGGUUUUUUACCCAGUAAAUAAAGAGCAGAUUCUUCCAGCAUAUCAUCACCAAGUUGUUUUUCACGAGAGAGAGUUAUUUUUUCUAUGAAAGUGGAUAUAGUGUUCAUGUCUUUGGGUCACUGAAUUCAACAACCUUAAAUUAGCUGGAUUGGAACAGGAAAAUAUUUUUAGCUAAAAAAAACCUGAAGUUGGAUGUGAACAUUAUUAUGACUCAUAAUUUAUUCUGAUUAUGUGAACUAAUCUACAUGAAGAAUAGAAAAUUGUUUACUUUUCAUGUUGCUGAAGUUGCUUGCCUGGUUUUCAGACAUGACUAACACAUUUUAGGAGUGACUAAUGCAAGCAUUGCAAACAGAAAUAAAUGUCCAACAAAGA
Molecule: messenger RNA, 1844 nt
Organism: Siniperca chuatsi (mandarin fish)
Lineage: Eukaryota; Metazoa; Chordata; Actinopteri; Centrarchiformes; Sinipercidae
Product: trace amine-associated receptor 13c-like
Exons: 2
Coding region: 444-1301 (285 amino acids)
Biological process (GO): G protein-coupled receptor signaling pathway
Cellular component (GO): membrane
Molecular function (GO): trace-amine receptor activity
Source: RefSeq, a predicted model, not a curated record